UAGCUCAACAAAAGCAUCCUUCAAUCAAGUACGAGUUUCCAGCAUUAUUUGUUCUAAUGAAUUUGACCGUAGUAAACUACAGAACCAGAUUGUGAACAAUUUUUGGCAAAGUUAUAGCGUAUGGACGAUUGUUUGAAGUAAUAAAAGCAACAUUGGUAAAGGGAACGGAGGCCAACGGAAAGAAAACAGAGCAGAGUGCCAGCAAGUUAUCUGGCAGCGACCCACCGCUGUAGUCGCGAGCCACGAGCCAGCAGCUCGUGAGAAGCUGAAUAGAGGGCACUAACCUUCACCGCAGGCGGACCGGUCAGGUGCUGGCGGGAGAGCUCACCAGCUCACAGGCUCAACAGCUCACCAGCUCACCAGCUCACCAGCUCACAGGCUCACCAGCUCACCAGCUCACCAGCUCACAGGCUCACCAGCUCACCAGCUCACCAGCUCACCAGCUCACCAGCUCACCAGCUCACCAGCUCACCAGCUCACCAGCUCACCAGCUCACCAGCUCACAGGCUCAACAGCUCACCAGCUCACCAGCUCACCAGCUCACAGGCUCACCAGCUCACCAGCUCACCAGCUCACAGGCUCACCAGCUCACCAGCUCACCAGCUCACCAGCUCACCAGCUCACCAGCUCACCAGCUCACCAGCUCACCAGCUCACCAGCUCACCAGCUCACCAGCUCACAGGCUCACCAGCUCACCAGCUCACCAGCUCACCAGCUCACCAGCUCACCAGCUCACCAGCUCACCAGCUCACCACCUGCUGCACGCCUGAAGGAUGGAGGAGCUGAAGCCUUACUUGGAGCUCAACAACUGCUCCAAGAUGCCGAUAGUGGGCCUGGGCACGUUUCAGUGCUACGGCGAGGCGAUGGAAGAAGCGCUGGAUGCGGCGCUGGAGGCGGGCUACCGGCACAUCGACACGGCCUACGUCUACGAGAACGAGGCCGCCAUCGGCCGCGCGCUCAAGCGGUGGCUGGACUCUGGCCGCGUCAAGAGAGAGGACUUGUUCAUCACCACCAAGCUGCCGAACAUAGGCUUCAAGCGGGAGCGCGUGGAGAAGUACCUGAGACGCUCGCUCGAAGCGCUGCAGCUGAGCUACGUGGACCUGUACCUGGUGCACCAGACGUGGGGGCUGCUAGAGCAGGGGGAGGACGUCUUGCCGCGGGACGACGAGGGCGAGUUGCUGCUGGACCUCACCACGGACCUCGUCGGCGUCUGGAAGGGCAUGGAGGACCAGGUCGACGCGGGCCGCGCGCGCUCUAUCGGCCUGUGCAACCACAACGCGCGCCAGAUCAAGCGCAUAUUGCGCGCGGCGCGCAUCAGGCCCGUGUGCCUGCAGAUCGAGCUGUACCUGUACUUCCAGCAGCGCGAGCUGGUCGCCUUCUGCCGCGCACUCGACAUCGCGGUCGUCGCCUACGCCCCGCUCGGCUCGCCCGGCAUGGUCGACGUGUUCACCGAGAUGGGCGGCGAGACCGACAUGAUCCCGCGCGUGGACGCGCUCGCCGACCCGACGGUGCUGGAGAUCGCCGAGAAGCACGGCAGGACACCGGCGCAGGUGCUGCUGCGGCACACGGUCCAGCGAGGCAUCGCCGUCAUCCCCAAGAGCAGCCAGCCCGCCCGCAUCGAGGAGAACUUCCAGGUGCUGGACUUCUCGCUGGACGAAGAAGACGUCGACCAGUUGGACUCUCUGGAUGGCGGCAGGAAGUACAGGCUCUUCUCAGGAAACAUCCUCAAAGGGAUGUCCAAACACCCAGAGUACGCCUACAAUGAUCCAUACUGAGAUGUUGGGAGUCUGCCCGAAGUAUGAAAUAUUUGUGAACAGUAUUAUGUAAGAAUAAAUUAUUUUUCUGUCAUUUGUAACUGUCA
Messenger RNA from Bacillus rossius redtenbacheri, 1861 nucleotides. Its product is annotated as 1,5-anhydro-D-fructose reductase-like. The record is from RefSeq and is a predicted model, not a curated record. The coding region runs from base 774 to 1775 and encodes 333 amino acids. Gene Ontology annotation, molecular function: oxidoreductase activity. The transcript has 9 exons. Lineage: Eukaryota; Metazoa; Arthropoda; Insecta; Phasmatodea; Bacillidae.